Molecule: messenger RNA, 2170 nt
Organism: Penicillium pulvis
Lineage: Eukaryota; Fungi; Ascomycota; Eurotiomycetes; Eurotiales; Aspergillaceae
Product: tryptophan synthase
Exons: 3
Coding region: 59-2170 (703 amino acids)
Biological process (GO): L-tryptophan biosynthetic process
Cellular component (GO): cytoplasm
Molecular function (GO): tryptophan synthase activity
Source: RefSeq, a predicted model, not a curated record
CCUCACCCAACGACUCGAUUAUAAAGCUUGGUUGGAACUCACCAGAGUCGCCGCCAAAAUGGAAGCAAUCAAGCAAGUCUUUGCACGAUGCAAAGAUGAACAACGUGCAGCGUUGAUCACGUAUAUGACCGCAGGUUUCCCCUCUGUCGAGGAAACCCCCUCGAUCAUGCUCGCCAUGCAAGCUGGUGGUGCAGACAUCAUCGAACUUGGAAUCCCUUUCACAGACCCCCUCACAGAUGGCACGACCAUCCAAAACUCUAACGCUGUUGCCCUCCAAAAUGGUGUUCGAAUUCCAACCAUGCUCUCAAUGGUCCGCGAGGCACGUAGCCUCGGACUGACUACACCUGUCAUGUUCAUGGGCUACUAUAACCCCGUACGCGCAUACGGUGAAGAGAAGAUCAUUCGUGAUUGUCGAGACGCAGGUGUCAAUGGAUUCAUUAUUGUUGAUCUACCCCCCGAGGAAGCUUUGCGGUUUAGAGAAUUGUGUCGACGAGAUGGGCUAUCUUAUAUUCCACUUGUCGCACCCGCAACACCAGACUCCCGUAUGAAAAUGCUUUGCGAGAUAGCUGAUUCAUUUAUCUACGUUGCUUCUCGAAUGGGGGUGACCGGUGCCACCAAGUCCCUAGGCCAAGGUCUAGAGGGUCUUCUUGCACGAGUGCAUAAAUACACCAACAAUAGAAUCCCCGCCGUUGUGGGCUUCGGUAUCAAUACUCGGGAGCAUUUUAUCAAUGUGGCCAAUAUCGCGGAGGGUGUUGUUAUUGGGAGCAAGAUUAUUACUGUUGCGCGAGAUGCCGAACCAGAUACUGCAGCGGAGAAGGUGAAAGAUUAUUGUAUGUAUGUGAGUGGACGGAAGGAGGCGAGGAACAUAGAAGUUCCUGCUUCUACUGCUACUCCUACUUCUGCUCCCAGCUCAGCGGGUGAGAUGCAUGCAUCGACUCCGGCCGAUACCCCAGAGACCAGCACAACCGACAACUACAUGCGCUUCGGCCAAUUUGGUGGCCAAUACGUCCCAGAAGCCCUAAUGGAAUGCCUCACCGAGCUUGAAACAGGCUUCAAAAACGCCAAAGCCGAUCCAGCCUUCUGGGCCGAGAUCCGAUCUUACGCCGCAUACGCCAACCGCCCUUCCAGCCUCCACCUAGCGUCACGUUUAACCGCCCACGCAGGCGGUGCCCGUAUCUGGCUAAAGCGUGAAGACCUCAACCACACAGGAAGUCAUAAGAUCAACAACGCACUCGGACAGAUCAUUCUCGCACGCCGACUAGGCAAAACAGCUAUCAUUGCGGAGACAGGCGCCGGUCAACACGGUGUUGCUACAGCGACUCUAUGUGCACUCUUCGGAAUGAAGUGUACCAUCUUCAUGGGUGCCGAAGACGUGCGCCGACAGGCCUUGAACGUUUUCCGGAUCCGCUUACUCGGCGCGACUGUUAUCCCUGUUCCUGGUGCUCAUGAAGGCGAGAAGGGAACGUUGCGGGAUGCUGUGAAUGCGGCAUUCAGGACUUGGGUUACUGAUCUCAAGACAACGCAUUUCGUUAUCGGAUCCGCCUUCGGUCCGUACCCGUACCCGACUAUUGUACGGACAAUGCAAUCUGUUAUUGGGGAGGAGACUCGGUCGCAGUUUAUGGAGGAGAUGGAUGGGAAACUGCCUGAUGCGCUGGUAGCUUGUGUGGGUGGUGGAUCAAACGCCGCGGGAAUGUUUUAUCCAUUCCUUAAAGAUGAGGGUGUUGCUUUUGUUGGUGUCGAAGCCGGUGGGGACGGAGUUGAUGCGGGCAGACAUGCUGCUACUCUGGGACGGGGAAGUGUUGGUGUCCUCCAUGGUGUCAGGACUUAUGUGCUUCAGGAUGAUGAUGGGCAGAUUACCUCUACCCAUUCUGUGUCUGCUGGUCUGGAUUAUCCUGGCGUUGGACCUGAGUUAUCUGCAUGGAAGGAUACUGGUCGAGCGAGAUUCAUUGCCGCUACUGAUGAGGACGCGCUUGAUGCAUUCCAGUUGCUUAGCCAGACCGAGGGAAUUAUUCCUGCAUUGGAGAGUUCGCAUGCUGUUGCAGGUGCGGUUCGGGUUGCCAAGGAGCUUGGACCUGACAAGGAUAUUGUUAUUUGUCUGUCUGGAAGAGGUGAUAAGGAUGUGCAGACUGUGGCGGCUAUGUUGCCUUCUUUGAUGCCAGAGGGAGUGUAG